AUGGUACGGCCCCAGCGGUCGGAAAGGGCGGGGCCUGCGCCGGAAAGGGAAGCGCCAGCCGCUUCAAGACGGCUCGCGUGCGCCAUGGCUGUCCCGUGCGCUUUGGUCACCAGCUGUGCUGCGGGCUUCCCAGGGGAGGAGCUGGUGAAACGUAUCACCGGAGAAGAAGAGCUUCCUGGGCACAUUGCUGCAGAGAGCGGAGCCCGGUUUUACCCCUGGACGAUAGACAACAAGUACUACUCAGCUGCCAUCCAUCUCUGUGUUGUGGCAAACGUGUUUCAGGUGACGGCGGAGAUUGCUGAGUCUGUCCAGGCUUUCCUGGUUUACUUCGACAGCACAACAAUAUCUGGGCUGGAUGCUGUCUCUCAGUGGCUUCCUCUUAUAGAAGACUGGCUACCAGAAGUGAUGAUCUUGGUCUGUGACAGAGUCUCUGAAAACGGCAUCACCCGGCAGAAAGCGCAAGAAUGGUGCAUCAAGCAUAGCUUUGAGUUGGUGGAAUUCAACCCAGAGGAGCUCCCGGAUGAGGACGAUGACUUUCCAGAAUCUACAGGAGUGAAACGAAUCAUCCAAGCCUUGAAUGCCAACGUCUGGUCAAACGUGGUGAUGAAAAAUGAGGCAAGUCACAGCUUUGCCCUUUUUCCAGCCUUAGCAGGAGCGGAUCGCAGGAUCGGGUCAGAAGAGAACGCAACUCCAGAAGCCAACUCUUUGCCGGCAGAGAGGGCACAGUCUCUGGUGGAUUCAGAAGAAGGUGUGGCCCGUGCAGAUGGGAUCCAGGCUGACCCUGCUGCUGACCCAGCACUGGACAUGGAUAUUCAAGAGCUUGCUAGCCUCACCGCAGGAGAAGGAGACAUCGAGAACUUUGAGCGACUGCUCUCCAAGCUGAAGGAAAUGAAAGAAAAGGCUGCCAUCCUGCCUCGCGAGCAAAGAAAGCUGCAUGCCGAAAAGGUUGCCAAAGCCUUCUGGAUGGCCAUCGGAGGAGACCGAGAUGAGAUCGAAGGCUUGUCUUCCGAUGAGGACAACUGAGGAAGGGGCGUUGCAGACUGGAAUGGGAUUCUCGUGUUGGAAGCACAGCGGUGGUCAGCUGCUGCAUGAUUUUGACAAAGGCCUCAUUUUCUCUGCAGCAGCAGCAGCAGCAGCAGCAGCAGCAGCAGCAGCAGCAGCAGAGACUCGAGGGGGGGUGGUCACUGGAGGCUUAGUUCAUUAAUGCUCUUCUGCUCUGAAAAGUAGCUGCCUCCAUUGUCUCCUUGCCUGGAUUCAUCAAGGGGAACGUGGGCCUUCAGGUGAACAGAACCGGGUUCCAAGCUAAAGAGAGAGCUGCCUGGCAUCUUUUGGAUAGACCAAUCAUUGUCCCAUUUGCCUUCUAACUUGUCUUCAUGUCAAAAUACAGCCUAAAAUCUGGAGGGGAAAGUUGGUAGAAAUCUAUUUGUUAGGAGUCUUGAUGUCUCUAGACCCUUAAAAGUGGAGAAACACUGUGCUAGAAAGAUGCAGCUUCUAUGGGCUAAAAUUCAUUUGGAAUCGGGCCCUGAGCAUUUAUCAAAUGCUCGUUGGCCUAGCAGCCAAGGGGAAAGGGCUUGCAUGCGCUCUACCUGCCUAGCAGCUGCAAAAGAACCAGCACAAGGAGAAACAUCUGGAUGUGUUCUGGUUUUCUCCCGUGUGUCCUGUCGCUGGCAACUAGAGAGGAUGCUCGCAAUUCCCACCUUGCUUGAAAGAGGCUGUUGCUCGAGCAGCCUUUGGAAACAAUAAAGGGAGGGCUUUUGUUUGGGGAGGGGAGCACAUCUCUGCAAACCUGCAGCCAGGAAGGUUAGGAUUCCCCUGGGUUUAAAGGACCUUAUGCAGGAGCAGCAAGGCUGGAUCUGUGGGAGGUGGCAGGCCAUGCCUGCUGCUGUUUGCAAAAGGUGCGUAAAUCUCAGUGCUCCGUUAGUGUCAGAACAUGAUUAGUUUCAGCGGAACAAAGGAAACUCCAACUGCCCUCGGGGCUGAAGCAGCCUCUCAGGCAGUUAAAGCACUUUAGAGUCCAGUUGCUGUGGCUGGAAACGAAGCUCCUUUUCACCACUGCAGCCUGCUGGGAUCCCGGCAUUCCUG
Molecule: messenger RNA, 2082 nt
Organism: Python bivittatus (Burmese python)
Lineage: Eukaryota; Metazoa; Chordata; Lepidosauria; Squamata; Pythonidae
Gene: AAGAB
Product: alpha and gamma adaptin binding protein
Source: RefSeq, a predicted model, not a curated record